Ostrinia furnacalis (Asian corn borer) is the source of this 1192-nucleotide messenger RNA. Its product is annotated as mitochondrial ornithine transporter 1. The transcript has 7 exons. The coding region runs from base 131 to 1045 and encodes 304 amino acids. Gene Ontology annotation, biological process: mitochondrial L-ornithine transmembrane transport. The record is from RefSeq and is a predicted model, not a curated record. Lineage: Eukaryota; Metazoa; Arthropoda; Insecta; Lepidoptera; Crambidae. Gene Ontology annotation, cellular component: mitochondrion. Gene Ontology annotation, molecular function: L-ornithine transmembrane transporter activity.
CAAACAUCACAUCACAGCUGACUGAGCGAGCAAGCGCUAAAUAUUCAAUUUCAAAAACAAACUAGGAAAAACUACAAAAAUACCUAUUUAACAAAGUGGUUUUCACAGAUAUACCUACUUAACUGGAAAAAUGACUCAUUCAUCUGGUUCGUCUGGGAACCUCAAAAAUGGUAUUAUUGAUUUUACUGCUGGAUCUUUGGGAGGAGUAGCAGUUGUGUAUGUUGGUCAGCCAUUAGAUACAGUUAAAGUGAAAAUGCAAACAUUUCCACAUUUGUAUAAGGGAAUGUAUCACUGCCUUAAACAAACUUUAAGAAAUGAUGGGGUUAUAAGAGGCUUAUAUGCUGGCACCACUCCAGCGAUUAUGGCCAAUGUUGCUGAGAACUCAGUUCUUUUUGCAGCCUAUGGAUACUGUCAGAAAUUUGUUUGUAGUGUUACUGGAACAGAGAAUAUCGAGCAACUGUCAGCAUUGGGCAAUGCAUCAGCAGGUUUUCUGGCUGCAUUCUUUUCCUCAUUUACACUUUGCCCGACUGAACUUAUCAAAUGCCAACUGCAAGCUAUGCGGGAGGUCAAUGUGCAAACUUCACAAACAGCUGUUAAAGUGACUCCCCUACAGUUGACGCAACAGAUUUUUAGGCAAUAUGGGAUACAAGGUCUAUUUAGAGGACUUGUCCCGACAAUCAUGAGAGAAAUGCCAGGAUACUUUUUCUUUUUUGGUGGUUAUGAAGGUACAAGAGAACUACUCAAAAAACCCGGACAAAAGAAAGAAGAUAUUGGCUUCGUAAAGACCAUGAUAGCUGGAGCCGUUGGUGGACUAGUCCUUUGGACUGUUAUAUUUCCUACUGACGUCAUCAAAUCUCGAGUACAAAUUUCUAACAAGAGCCAAAAGUUUUUAACUGUGGGAUAUGAAAUAAUAAAAAAUGAAGGUGCCUUAGCUCUUUACAAUGGUUUAAAACCUACAUUAGUGAGAACUAUACCAGCUACUGCGGCUCUUUUCGUAGUCUACGAAUAUUCCAAGAAGUUCAUGCACCAAUCAUUUGGAGAUUGACAUUCUUCUGAUAUUGCAAAAUAAGUAGUGCUGAAUUUAUACAUUUUUAUACUUUAUUUAAUUGACCUGUACAAACUGUAAAAUUGAUUAUUAUUAUAUUUCUAAUCUAAGACUAUUAAAAAGUUAUCGCUGAAGCGAAAUGUUGAA